AUGGCAUCGAAAUAUUUGUUUGUGCUUAUAUUCCUCCUAUUUUUAUCCCGUUUUUUACACGGCACUCGUCUUUUAAAAUUCACCAAUGUCAAGUGCAUGGAUCUACCAACUUCGAGGGGUUUUACAAAAUAUGAAUAUUGCCGCCUGAAAGUGAUCCGUAGGAAUCACGUAGAGCUCUCCCUGAAGGUCAGUCUCCUGCAGCUUCCGAUCCGGAACUUGACAGCCCGACUGCAAUGCUUCCAAAGACGUGAUGGGUAUCGUCCUUUUAUGUACAAUAUACUCUUUGAUUUCUGCAAGCUGAUGAGCAGUGCCAAUUAUGCUAUAUCCUUCGAACGAUUUAUAUUCGAUUCUAUACGAAAGCAUAGCAACUUUAAUCAUUCUUGUCCAUGGAAGGAAAACCAUAUGACGGUGGAGAAGUUCGCCCUGGAGCUAGACAAGAUCAAUAUGCCGGUACCCUCUGGCACCUACCGCUUGGAUUUCACCUUUUAUGCCUAUGGUAUUGCUCGAACAUUGACACAGGUGUUUUUCGAGAAAAUCGACUAA
Molecule: messenger RNA, 543 nt
Organism: Drosophila bipectinata
Lineage: Eukaryota; Metazoa; Arthropoda; Insecta; Diptera; Drosophilidae
Source: RefSeq, a predicted model, not a curated record